Messenger RNA from Acanthosepion pharaonis, 1233 nucleotides. NCBI's taxonomy places the organism in Eukaryota, Metazoa, Mollusca, Cephalopoda, Sepiida, Sepiidae. The record is from the annotation of a GenBank genome assembly.
AUGUUCCACAACAAUCUUUCUUUCUUCCUUCCUUCCUUCCUACCUUCUAUGUUUCUUUCUUUCUUUUUCUAUCGUUCUUGCUUUCUUUCUUUCUUUCUUUCUUUUUCUAUCUUUCUUGCUUUCUUUCUUUCUUUUUCUAUCUUUCUUGAUUUCUUUUUUUUUGCUUCUUGUUCUCUUUCUUUCUAUCUUUAUUCUUUCUUUUUUCCUUCCUUUCUUUCUUUCUUUCUUUCUAUUUUUCUUCCUUCCUUUCUUUCUUUCUGUCUUUCUUUCGUUGUCUCUUGCUCACUUUCUUUCUAUCUUUUUCAUUCUUCCUUUCUUGCUUUUUUUCUUUCUAUUUUUCUUCCUUUCUUUCAUUGCUUCUUCCUCUCUUUCUUUCUACCUUUCUUUCUUUGCUUCUUUCUUUUCUUUCUUUCUUUCUUUCUUUCUUUCUUUCUUUCUUUCUUUCUAAUAGUGUUGGAAACGAAACGAGAAUCUCGCUCAUUUUCCGUUUAUGGCUCACUAAAUUUGUUUACUCAAAUCUAUCUAUCUAUCUAUCUAUCUAUCUAUCUAUCUAUCUAUCUAUCUAUCUAUCUAUCUCAGCCUGUUCCUUUCUAUCUAUCUAUCUAUCUAUCUAUCUAUCUAUCUAUCUAUCUAUCUAUCUAUCACAGCCUGUUCCUUUCUAUCUAUCUAUCUAUCUAUCUAUCUAUCUAUCUAUCUAUCUAUCUAUCUCAGCCUGUUCCUAUCUAUCUAUCUAUCUAUCUAUCUAUUUAUAUAUCUAUCUAUCUAUCUAUCUGUCUACCUCAGUCUGUCCCUAUCUAUCUAUCUAUCUAUCUAUCUAUCUAUCUAUCUAUCUAUCUAUCUAUCUAUUGUUUACUCAAAAGUUUGGUGCACACCACACAGGCACAUAUGCAUGCACAUACGCGCGUGCGCACACAUCUAUCUAUCUAUCUAUCUAUCUAUCUAUCUAUCUAUCUAUCUAUGUCUGUUUCUUUCUUUCUUUCUUUCUUUCUUUCUUUGUCUCUUUCCUUCUUUCUCGUAUUUGAUCUCCUUUCUUUUAUUCUUCUUUUGGUUUUCUUCUCUUUUUUAUUUCUCUUUAUUUUUCCUUCUUUUAUGUGGUCGCAACUUCUUUUAGUUCAUUCAUUUUCUUUCAUUUUCGUUUUUUUUUCAUUUUGCCGCUUUCAUUUUUUUUAUACUAAGUUGUUUUCUUUUUCUUUUAUAUGGAUUCACUUUUCCUUUUUCUUAUUCCUUUUCUAA